AUGAAGACGAUAUUGAAAAGGAAUCUCGUUCAGCAGUGGGCUCAGCAGUUCAGCUCGUUAUUAGUGGAUCGAAAAACUAAUCCGUCUGUUAACGCUGAUACAUUAUCUUCAGUUGGCGGUGAAAAGCGGAAAUUCAAGCUGCCUCGUUUGGAACUGAAGAAAUUUGGCGGGGAAAUUAAAGAUUGGCUGCCGUGUUGGGGACAAUUCAGAAAAAUUGAUGAAGACAACGAUAUCGAUGAAACCGACAAGUUUCAAUACUUAGUCCAAGCAACUAUCCCGAAUUCCAGAGCGAGGGAAUUAGUUGAAAAGAAACAUGUUGAAUUAUCAACUGUUUAUGAUCGACUUGAAACCCAGCUGAGAUCAUUAGAAACUCUUGGCGUUACUACAGCAAAGUAUGCGGCCAUGUUGUUUCCCUUGGUUGAGUCUUGUUUAAGUGAAGAAGUUUUAAGAGCCUGGCGGAGAAAUGAUAGAGGAUUGGAUGGAAAAGUUGACACAAAAGAAUCUCGAUUGGAAAGUUUGAUGAAAUUUUUGAAGAACGAAGUUGAAAAUGAGGACAGGAUAGCUCUUGCUAUGGAAGGCUUCUCUUUGAAAGAAAAUAACAAAAAUAUAAAGAUUAAAAGAGACUUGCCGACAGCUGCGGGACUUUUUUCAGGAAACCAAAAAUCUGUUUUGAAGUGUGCAUUUUGUGACAAGAACAAUCAUGAAUCCAAAGAAUGUCAUGUUGCUCGAAAUUUGGAUUUAAGUGAGAAAAUGAACCGAUUGAAGAAAAGAGGUUGCUGUUUCAGAUGUCUAAGUAACGGUCACGUGUCAAAGCUAUGCAGGGUCCAAGUGAAUUGUGGAAUUUGUGGUCAAAGACAUCAUGCUGUGAUGUGCCCUGAUAGAAAGACCGUUGAGUCUUCUAACUCUCAAGAAGCAACGGAAAGUUCAAUCAAUUUUGGACAGUUCAAUACAUUGACCAAUCCCACAUGUUCUACAAGUGUGUUUCUACAAACCCUGGUCGUGGUUCUUCGAGGAGAAGAACAGGAUUUUGCUGUGAGGGCCCUCAUAGACACUGGAAGUCAGAAAUCUUAUAUUACGAAAGAAGCUGCUAAGAAAAUGAAGUAUCCUGCAUUAAAAGAAACAACUCUUAUUCAUACUUUGUUUGGAGGGAUGCAAAAUCCUCAGAAACAUUCAGAAUACAAGAUUUUUGUAAGUGAUUUUAACAAAAAUUAUCAUUGCACUUUUAACGCAUUUGAUCAAGAGAAAAUCUGUGCCGAAAUUUGUCAGAUACCAACCGGAUUUUGGUCAAAGGAACUAGAGGAUAAUGGAAUCCAUCUAACUGAUCAAGAAUGUUUACCAUCUUGUUCUUCAUCAACAAUCCAUUUGCUUAUUGGUGCUGACAUAGCAGGAAAAUUGAUGACUGGAAAAAUCCUCAAUUUAACUUGUGGAUUAACUGCCACUGAGACUUUGCUUGGUUGGACACUUAUGGGAAGAGCACCAAGCAGUUCAGACUCUAUAAGCAUGACAGUGACAAACUUACUUAUAAAAGAUUGUAAUAUAAGUGACUUAUGUAAGUUAGAAGCCAUUGGAAUUACUGAUCCUACUGAAUCGAAAAAGAAGACUGAAAUGCAUCAAGGUACUUCAGAUUAUUUUCGAAACACUCUGACGAUUGAUGAGGAAGGGAGGUACGAAGUCGCCUUACCUUGGGUGUUAGAAUCAUCCCGGCUCCCUGACAACAGACAAAUGGCCGAGAAACAGCUUUCUUCUGUUUAUAAAAUACUUGUAGAAUCCGAGAGAGUUGGAGUAUAUGCAGAUAUCUUUAAAAAAUGGAUUGCUGACGGUGUCAUUGAAGAAAUCGAAGAUAAAAAGGAAUUGAAUGUAUACUAUCUCCCGCACAGGCCUGUAUUUAAAGAGAACAGCAUUACUAAGAAAGUGAGGCCAGUUUUCGAUGCAUCCGCACUUAUAAAGGGUACACCCUCACUGAAUGCCUGCUUAGAAAGCGGUCCUAAUUUAAUUGAACUUGUUCCUUCCCUACUGAAUCGUCUCCGGAAAUUUCCUGCUGGAAUAGCAUCAGACAUUGAGAAGGCAUUUCUUCAGAUCAGAAUCAGAGAGAGGUACAAGGAUUAUCUGCGAUUUUUAUGGAAAACCAAAGACAAGGGAAUGAAAAUCUACAGACAUCGUAGAGUUGUGUUUGGUGUCACCUGCAGUCCAUUCCUUUUAGCGGCAACUUUGAAUUGCCAUCUGGAAAAAGCCCCUGAAGAGCUCUUGAAUACUGCGGAAAUUUUGAAGAAUAUAGAUGAAGCAGAUAAAUUUAUAGUUAAAUCGCAAGCGUUGAUAUCUUUAGGAAAAUUAAAUCUACGAGGCUGGCAAUCAAAUGCUUCACUUGAAAUUAUCGAUCAACCAGAUAAACACCAAGCUGUACCCUUAUUGGGCUUAAACUGGAAUCUAAAACAAGAUACUCUGUCUUGCUGUCCGAAAGAUGAAAACGUGGUUCUUACUAAAAGAGGUCUGCUUUCUUUGGUUCAGAGUAUAUCUUCUCCCGUAACCAUCAUUCCAAAGUUUAUGCUGCAAGAAUCCUGGAAUCUUGGACUUAAAUGGGAUGAUGCCCUGCCAGAAGGUCUAGCAAAACGAUUUUGGAACUGGCUGACGGGUAUAAAGAAUCUUUCAGAGGUCAAAAUACCUCGGUGGAUGAAGCUGAGUCAAGGUGAAGAAGAAGGGGAAAAAGAAGGAAAAUAUUUGGAAAUUUAUACCACCAUCAGCUCCAUGGUGGGAGCGCCUUAUUGCCCUAGUAAAAGACCUUCUGAAGAAAGUUCUAGGCCUAGCAUGCCUGAGUUACGAAGAAUUGAAUACGAUUCUAUGCGAUUGCGAAGACAUCCAUCUUCAUUCUUCAGAGAACGUAGGAAAAAUGGAAUUCCAGAUCUUGACCACUUGGAACUAUCUCCUGAGUAUUUUCGCAAGCGGCGACUGUAUAGGUGUAAACUGCAAGAAGAUCUCAGAAAGCGAUUCCGACUGGAAUACUUGGGGCAGCUGAGGCAACAAACCAAGAAAAUGAUAAAAACCCACGAUUUCAAGGUGGGAGAAGUGGUUACUGUCGAAGUAACCAAUCAAAAACGUCUGAAUUGGCUUCUGGGGAAAACAACAGAAAUAUUCCCUGGUAAGGAUGGUUCAGUUCGCCUUGUGAAAGUAAAAACGAAGAACGGCGAAUUUCUGAGACCUGUACAGCGUCUCUAUGCACUUGAGAUUCAGACGCAAUCAGUAGAGAAUCCACUAGAGAAGAGAGCAUCUGAAAUUGAAGAUGAGAAAGAAGAGACAGUACAACAGCAAUAUGUUGAACAUCCUGAGAAGCUACCCGAAUCGGACAAAACGUCUCUACCAAAUCUAAAUACCAUGAAAACCCGUUUCGGCCGUAAGAUUCAAGCUCCCAAACGACUGGACCUGUGA
Argiope bruennichi is the source of this 3420-nucleotide messenger RNA. RefSeq lists its product as uncharacterized. Gene Ontology annotation, molecular function: aspartic-type endopeptidase activity. Gene Ontology annotation, biological process: proteolysis. The transcript has 3 exons. The record is from RefSeq and is a predicted model, not a curated record. NCBI's taxonomy places the organism in Eukaryota, Metazoa, Arthropoda, Arachnida, Araneae, Araneidae. Bases 1 to 3420 code for a protein of 1139 amino acids.